Saimiri boliviensis boliviensis (Bolivian squirrel monkey) is the source of this 2898-nucleotide messenger RNA. It is a transcript of the gene TRAPPC12, whose product is annotated as trafficking protein particle complex subunit 12. Gene Ontology annotation, cellular component: Golgi apparatus; TRAPP complex. The record is from RefSeq and is a predicted model, not a curated record. Gene Ontology annotation, molecular function: protein binding. Lineage: Eukaryota; Metazoa; Chordata; Mammalia; Primates; Cebidae.
AUCAGGGCCUCGGCUCAGCCCGGGGGCUCUUCUCUGGGACGGAUGCUGUGGGCGUGGGGUCCGGGCGCGGGGUCGCCUCCCACCUGAGCGCGUCUGCGCUCCUCGGGCCUCGUGCCAGGCUCCGUGCCGCCGCGGCCCUCCUCUCCACGUCUGCAGAGGCUGGAAGCGUCUCCGCAGCCCGCGGCGGUUGCGGGGAGGGGAAGCUGCCUGCUGGCGAGCCCAGGCGUCCCCGAGACCCCCAACGCCAGGCUCGGUGCCAGCCUGGCCCCCCCAAGCCGCGUAACUUCUCAGGCUUAAUUCAGCCUCCUGCGGAAAGAGGUUCCUGAUGACCUGCCCUGCCAGACUCGGCGUUGUGAGGCUGCAAUGCAGCGUGAAAGCGUUUCAGCCACUGUGUAAAUGUCCACCGUUGCUGCCCAGUAAAUAUGUAGAGGAUAUUUACUGUGAAGAUUCAACAGAAAGCGAUAGCGCCAAAGACGUGCUUUAAUGUGUCAAUUUUUUCACUCUUGACUACAAAAGACUUUAGUAGCCCCAAGGAAAAAUUUUCUUGGAUCUACGGGGCAUGGAGGACGCUGGCGGCGGCCAAGAGACCCCGGCCCCGGAGGCCGCGCACCUCCCUCCGCUCGCGCCUGCGGAGGAGCAGGGGUUGCUCUUCCAGGAGGAGACCAUCGAUCUCGGCGGAGAUGAGUUUGCAUCCGAAGAGAACGAGAGCGCGUCGGAAGACUCGAGUCCCCUCGCGGACAAGCUGAACGAACACAUGAUGGAGAGCGUCCUCAUCUCCGACUCCCCCAACAACAGCGAGGGCGACGCGGGUGACCUGGGCCGGGUGCGUGAGGAAGCCGAGCCCCCAGGGGAAGGCGACCCAGGCCCGGAGCCCGCGGGCACCCCAAGUCCCACCGGCGAGGCCGAUGGCGGCUGUGCGCCCGGGGACGCCCCGGAGGACGAGGCCGCGACCCCCGGCAGUGGUGGGGCCCCGAGGCAGGACACGGCCCGCGAGACCCCGAGCAGCGAAGCCGAAGCCGCGCGCCCCGAGGAGACGCUGCCCGCCGCGGACCCGGUCCCGGUGUGCACCAUCUUCAGCCAGCGCGCUCCCCCCGGCCCCGGGGACGGCUUCGAGCCGCAGAUGGUGAAGUCGCCCAGCUUCGGCGGCGCCAGCGAGGCCCCCGCCCGGACGCCCCCCCAGGCCGUGCAGCCCAGCCCCAGCCUCAGCACGUUCUUCGGAGACGCGGCUGCCAGCCACUCCUUGGCCUCAGACUUCUUCGAUUCCUUCACCACCUCCGCCUUCGUCUCCGUUAGCAACCCCCGCGCGGGCUCCCCGGCCCCUGCCAGCCCGCCUCCCCUCGCUGUGCCCGGGACAGAGGGGCGUCCGGAACCCGUGGCCACGCCAGGGCCCCAGGCCGCUGCGCCCCAGGCAUCGCCGGAGCCGUUCGCGCACAUCCAGGCCGUGUUUGCGGGGAGUGACGACCCCUUCGCCACCGCCCUGAGCAUGAGCGAGAUGGACCGGAGGAACGACGCCUGGCUCCCCAGCGAGGCCACGCGCGGAGUCCUGCGGGCUGUGGCCGCCCAGCAGCGCGGCGCCGUGUUCGUGGACAAGGAGAAGCUCACCAUGCCGGGGCUCAGGUUCGACAACAUCCAGGGAGAUGCAGUUAAAGACUUGAUGCUUCGCUUUCUGGGAGAAAAGGCUGCAGCAAAGAGACAAGUCCUGAAUGCCAGCUCAGUGGAACCGUCUUUUGUUGGAUUGAAACAGCUAAUCAGCUGCAGAAACUGGAGGGCGGCAGUGGACCUGUGCGGACGCCUCCUCACCGCCCAUGGCCAGGGCUACGGCAAGAGCGGGCUGCCCACCAGCCACACGACAGACUCACUGCAGCUUUGGUUUGUGAGGCUGGCGCUGCUAGUGAAGUUGGGCCUCUUCCAGAAUGCUGAGAUGGAAUUUGAACCCUUUGGAAACCUUGAUCAGCCAGAUCUUUAUUACGAGUACUACCCGCACGUGUACCCUGGGCGCAGGGGCUCCAUGGUCCCCUUCUCCAUGCGCAUCCUGCACGCGGAGCUUCAGCAGUACCUGGGGAACCCGCAGGAGUCGCUGGACAGACUGCACAGGGUCAAGACUGUCUGCAGCAAGAUCCUGGUCAAUUUGGAGCAAGGCUUGGCAGAAGAUGGCGGCGCGAGCGGUGUGACUCCGGAGGGCAGACAAGCCUCUAUUCGGCUGUGGAGGUCACGUCUGGGCCGGGUGAUGUACUCCAUGGCAAACUGUCUGCUCCUGAUGAAGGAUUACGUGCUCGCCGUGGAGGCCUAUCAUUCGGUCAUCACGUAUUACCCAGAGCAGGAGCCCCAGCUGCUCAGCGGCAUCGGACGGAUCGCCCUGCAGAUUGGAGACAUAAAAACGGCUGAAAAGUAUUUUCAAGACGUUGAGAAAGUAACGCAGAAAUUGGAUGGACUACAGGGUAAAAUCAUGGUUUUAAUGAACAGAGCGUUCCUUUACCUCGGGCAGAAUAACUUCGCCGAAGCCCACCGGUUCUUCACAGAGAUCUUAAGGCUGGAUCCCGCGAACGCAGUGGCCAACAACAACGCCGCCGUGUGUCUGCUCUACCUGGGCAAGCUCAAGGACUCCCUGCGGCAGCUGGAGGCCAUGGUGCAGCAGGACCCCAGGCACUACCUGCACGAGAGCGUCCUCUUCAAUCUCACCACCAUGUACGAGCUGGAGUCCUCGCGGAGCAUGCAGAAGAAACAGUCCCUGCUCGAGGCUGUGGCCAGCAAGGAGGGGGACAGCUUUAACACGCAGUGCCUCAAGCUGGCCUAGCUUACCCCAGCGCACGGCGUCAGCGUGACCCGGUCUUUGAAACUGUCCAUGAAACUAAUGCAUUAAUGUGACACGGAGAAUCCAAUAAAACUGCUACUUGACUG